GCAAAUGGUGGCAACCUACCCGUCCAGCCUCAUAUAUACAGGAGGAGCCAGCUCGUGGCUCACUAAUUCCUCUCAAAGUUUCACCCAGCAACGUGACAGUUCCUCUCAGCUCCACCUGCUGCUUCUUUCCAGGACUUCUCAGGCUUACACGCAGGAGAUGAGGGUCCAGUUGUGUGUGUUGGUGACGCUGCUGCUCGGCGCUGCCUCCCCGACUCUCUCCGCCCAAGUCGGUUACGGAGCUGGCGAGAUCACUGGGGCACUGGCGUUCUCGCCUGUGGACCCGUGCUCGCACCAUGGUGGGUCAUGUGUGCGGGAGUCCGCUUGUCCUGCUGGGCUCCUCCACCCGAAGAAGGGCCUGUGUCGAUCGCAGCACAAGCUGGGCGUUGAAUGCUGCCUUGACCUUCCGGACACCACAAGAAAAUGCGGGUCUAAAGGAGGCGAGUGUAAUCCCAUCGAGGUGUGCGGCAACGGCCCGAGGGACCCCAAGGGAAAGUGCCGUAAGGGGGAAGUAUGCUGCAUCUUUGUCGUUUAGCUGUGAAAAAGAGCGAAGAAAACUAGAGAACUCUCGGAUCAUUUUGAAGAAAAAUGUAUAUCUUCUACCUGCGGCCAUUGGGAAGUCAUCUUCUACCUGCGGCCAGGGGGAGACGUGAUCUACCUGUGGCCAGGGGGACGUGAUCUUCUACCUGUGGCCUGGGGGUCUAUAUCUUCUAGCUGCGUCCAGGGAGACUUCAUCUUCAAUAUGCAUCCUGGGGAGUUCUCAUAUCCUUGGUGGGUCCUGAUACGCUUCAACUUUUAGCUGCGUCCUGGGAGACUUCAUCUUAUAGCUGUGUCCUUGGGGAAGGACUAUUAGGAAUUUUAUCCUUAAUUUAGCUUGGCCCCCAUUUAAUAAUAAAAAUUAGCAAGAUUAGUUGACAUUAUCAAAAUAAGGUUGUCUAGAAAUAUGUUAAUAAAGAUUACAUCUAGUUGACACUCUUAAUACAUAAUAAAAAUAUUAAUACAAAUACAAAAA
This is a messenger RNA of Procambarus clarkii (red swamp crayfish), 1009 nucleotides long. RefSeq names its product U-scoloptoxin(19)-Sm1a-like. Lineage: Eukaryota; Metazoa; Arthropoda; Malacostraca; Decapoda; Cambaridae. The record is from RefSeq and is a predicted model, not a curated record.